UCUCCUUCAACCUGAACAGAGGUCUCAUCACCCAAAAUAACUCAACCUGACUGACCAAUCAGGACAUUGUUCUGAUUAAUUAGCUAAUUUGGUGACGCUUUAUCUCGAGUCCUGUACUUUCUCAGUAGUUUCAGGGAGAGGACUUUGUAAUUUGGUACUAAUUAACGAGAAAAUGGAGAUAACGAUCCCAAGACAGUACACAGACUGAAGGGCAGCGCACAGUGAGAACUCCGACUUCUACUGGUCAGGAGACGCAACUGCACAUCACACUUUUAAUACAAUGCGAAGGAGAGAAAACCUUUUGAUCAGAAUCGGCUUUAUUUGCCAGGUGUGUUUGGGCUUCUCUGUCUUCAUUUCCUCCAGCGACUCGUAAGUGUUGCCUUGGACAGCGGCGGCCUCCCUGGGGAUCUGCUCAUAGGUGUCAUCAGCCAGCCCGGCACUUGUUGCCCUCUCGGGAACCUCAGCAUACAUGUCGCCUCCCUGCUGCGCUGAACUCCCUCCGGGCCUCUCAGAGGUCUGGUACAGCGGGUUGGACUUCAACAUGUCCACAUCCCGUCCCUGUUGUUCGGACCUGGAGCUGCUCCGCCUCAAACUGUCUCUGGGAUCGUGGAGGGAGUAGGUGUGACAGUUAACCAUCUUCAGUGGAGCGGACGAAUAUGUGAAGGAGGGAAUACUGAGCUGGUUAGAAUACUCGUCCUCCUCCGUGUUGUUCAGUCUUGGUAGAGAUUUGCUUCUGCUCUCCACCUGUGUCAGCUCAGAGUAUGUGAGCCCUGGUCGAGAAGGAUCACCCGGGUAGCUUGUGUAAGUGGUAUUUAAUAAGUCUCCAGACAUGAGCUCUGAAUCUUUUGGGUCGGUCCAGGUUUCACUUGGAUGUGGUGUUGUUUCAGGCAAAGAUCCAGUCUGACAGAAGCCCAGAGGCAUGCCUCUUUUCGGCACUGGAGGUACACCCUGAAGGACAUGACACGAGAACAAUGAGAAUAUGGACGACCAAACAGUUUCUCCACAUGGUCCAUUAGUAGCUGCUGGUCGUAUCACAUGAUCUUCCUCUGCAGAUGAUUUUGGUUGAUUUGUUGUAGUAAAAGUUGGACUGGCAGAACAUUUUUUAGGUAAUGCAAAUGAAACCAAUAACACUCACAACUCACAUGGACUCAUUAACCAUUUAUUUACGUAUUUAUUCAGUUGGGUCCAGUGUUUGUGGUUUCUUUCUUUCUUUUUAUUUUUUAUUUAACCUUUUAUUUAACGACGGGAAAAGACCCAUUGAGAUAAAAUCUCUUUUUCAAGGGCGCCCUGGCCAAGAAAGGGAGCAGGACAGCAAGUCAGACAGUACAAACAUAAAACAACGAUACAAAAUACAAUCAACAAAUUUACCCUCCUACCUGUAUACAAAUGCAACAGUCGCAACCCACUAUCAAACCAGUACAUUCAAACUUCAAUGAGCAGUUAAAUUACAUCAAUGUGAUGCCAGCUUAUUCAAAAAUAGUUAUAUUCAUCUUUUAAAAACCUCUGUAAUCGAUGAUUUGAACUUUCCAAGAGACACCAGUACCUCCAGCCGGAGGGUCCUUUGCAAGGAGUUCCAAGUUAACGGUGCACAGCAUGAGAAGGCUGCGGUCUUUCCCAACACUGAAGUCACCCUGGGAACUUUUAACAGCAGUAGCCUGCUGGACCGGGUUCGAUGACUACUCACCGCAAAGCUGAGGUGACUAUUAAUAAAAGGUGGUAAUAUGCAAACGAGUGCCUUAUAAAUAAAGAUACACAAAUGUAUCUGUCUCCACACAGCUAAUGAUGACCAAUCCACCAUAUCAUAUAAUCUGCAGUGAUGCGCACGCGAUUCUGCAGGUGUAAUAAAACGCAACGCUGCAUGGUAUGCAGAAUCCAGUUUCUUCUUUUGUGAUUCUCUGUUCAUGUAUGUUCAUGGACACAAAACUCAAAUUUGCACUCAGUGUUUGACUUGAAGUGAAGCCAAAAUAUUGAUCUGUACAUGCUGCCAUAGGUGCUUUAGCUCUAUGUGGGAACUACAACAAGCCAGACUGUGUUAAACACCAACAGAGUAAAUUAAUUUGUUGUGAACAGAUUGGAAUAAGGUCGUGACAAAUACGUCGUACAUGCACCUAGAGAAAAUCCAGUCUAUACUAAAAAAACAUUCAAUGCGUAAUCAAUCAGUUUCUUUCAUACCUGUGUGGGGGACACAGACACCAUUCCCAUCAGCUUCCUGUUUUGGGAUUUUGGUGGCAGUGGAUGUGGCGGCACUGGAGGACGGUCAUUUUCCUGCUGAAUCCUUUGAUUAUUGUGGUGAUCAUUUUUCUGGGCCCACAGACUCCUCAGAGCUUGAACGCUCACCGCAGGCUUCCCUUUGCUGUUGUAAUUCACCACAUCAUACAGAUCACCUGUGUCUUCCUGCAAAUAACAACAAACCUCAUCGUCUCUUUUCAAGCUGGCUUCAACAACGAAGCCUUGAAACCAGUCAGGGAAGUUCCCGUUGUUGAGGAUCAUCGGCGCCUGUGUCUCAGUGAACCACCUCAGCACCAGCUCCUUCAGACCUCCUUCCGAGGUCCCCACGUGCAGGUCUAACUUCUUCUCCAUCCUCGCAGAGUGCUCGUGGCCUGAACUCAACAUCGGAGACACGCGCAGGACAGAAGGAGGACGAGGACGUGGUGUUCACGAUCAAGACUUUACGUUUUUAACAUACAGCGUCCACUUUCAAGCCAAGGCGUCGGUGGGAGACUGCAAUUACCUUUUCUAUAACAGGUAGGACUAAAGACAGAUGAGAAGCGAAGCAGAAGAAUUAUCCCAAACAUCAGAGAGGACUGCAGCCAUGGACCUGUUCAAACAACAGAAGGUGGAGGAUUUCUAUCACAUUGGUGAAGAGCUGGGAAGUGGGCAGUUUGCCAUCGUAAAGCAAUGCAGAGAGAAAAGCACAGGUCUGCAAUUUGCUGCCAAGUUCAUCAAGAAGCGGCAGAGCAUGGCCAGCUCUCGAGGAGUGCGGCGGGAGGAGAUAGAGCGGGAGGUGGACAUCCUGCAGCAGAUUCAGCACCCUAACAUCGUCACGCUGCACGACGUCUACGAGAACCGCACUGAUGUGGUGCUCAUCCUGGAGCUGGUCUCUGGAGGUGAGCUGUUUGACUUCCUGGCACAGAAGGAGUCUCUGAGCGAGGAAGAGGCCACCCAGUUCAUCAAGCAAAUCCUCGAGGGGGUGAACUACCUCCACGCCAGAAAAAUAGCCCACUUUGAUCUCAAGCCUGAAAACAUAAUGCUGCUGGACAAGAAUGUGCCGUUGCCGAGAAUCAAACUCAUUGAUUUCGGUCUUGCCCACAAGAUUGAAGCUGGGGUUGAGUUCAAGAACAUCUUUGGGACGCCUGAGUUUGUAGCACCGGAGAUUGUCAACUAUGAGCCACUGGGAUUAGAAGCAGACAUGUGGAGCAUCGGGGUCAUCACCUACAUCCUGCUGAGUGGUGCUUCACCCUUUCUGGGGGAGACCAAACAGGACACGCUGGGGAACAUUUCAGCCGUAAAUUAUGAGUUCGAUGAGGAGUUCUUCUGUCACACCAGUGAGCUGGCUAAGAAAUUCAUCAGCCAGUUGUUGGAGAAGGAUAAGAAGAAAAGAUUAACAAUUCAAGAUGCUCUUAAUCACCCGUGGAUCAAGUCCAAUGAGCACAAGGAGGAAAAUAAAGCCCAGGAGCCAAAGAAACGAGAGCGGCGCCAGCUGAAGACCAAGCGCCUGAGGGAGUACACUAUUAAGUCGCACUCAAGCAUGCCACCCAACAACACUUAUGUAAACUUUGAGCGCUUUGCCCAGGUGGUGGAGGACAUCGACCAGAUGGAGAGCUCGUUCGUUAGCCUGGCAGCAGCCCAUGACUCUCUGCAAGAAGAUAUCGAUGCCAUGGUGUCCAUAUACAAUGAAAAGGAGGCCUGGUACAAGGAGGAGAGUGAAGGAGUGCGCCACGAGCUCUCGCAAAUCCGCUAUGAGUUCCGUAAGGUGGAGGCCUUUAAGAGGAGUCUGCAGGACGACAUGCAGGCUUUCAGCUCCGGCCUCUGUGCCAUCAGCAACCGCUACCAGGAGAGACAGACCCACUUCGAUGCACUGCGUCUGGAGCUUAGCAAUGAGCUGAAAUGGGUGCAGGAGGUGGUGGGUUCAUUUCCCAUGGACGGAGGUGGUGGAGGAUACCCCAACUGCAACUUCUCCACCGUCUUCAACGACGACGUGAACGAAGCCCUGAAAGAGCUGCUGAACCGCUCCUGUGGAGGAGAGCUGCUGUCCGGGAUCAACCUGGAGUUUGAGACCGGACAGCAAAGAUAAAUGACAAUUAUCCAACGAAGGUUAAAGUCAAGGGCAACUUGGUUGAAGAUACUGGAAGACGUUUCGUCCCUCAUCCAAAGGACUUCUUCAGUUCUGACUUCUUU
This is a messenger RNA of Micropterus dolomieu (smallmouth bass), 4398 nucleotides long. It is a transcript of the gene dapk2a, whose product is annotated as death-associated protein kinase 2a. The coding region runs from base 2762 to 4294 and encodes 510 amino acids. The transcript is spliced from 14 exons. Gene Ontology annotation, molecular function: ATP binding; protein serine/threonine kinase activity. Gene Ontology annotation, cellular component: nucleus; cytoplasm. The record is from RefSeq and is a predicted model, not a curated record. Gene Ontology annotation, biological process: intracellular signal transduction; positive regulation of apoptotic process; protein phosphorylation. NCBI's taxonomy places the organism in Eukaryota, Metazoa, Chordata, Actinopteri, Centrarchiformes, Centrarchidae.